AUGAAUAGUGUUCAUCAUGCGAAAACGCAUCCCAUGCGUGUUGGUAUUGCUGUUGGGCAUCGUCCAUUUACACUUAAUAUACAGCCACUAGCAGAGAGAAGAUCAACAACCACAACAAGAAAUUCAGAUGCCAACCGCAAUCACUCAUCCGCAAGAACACCACCACCACCAGGCGCCGCUGCGGGAGAAAAUCGUAAUUGUUGUUCUGCCUCCACAUGCGGUCCAAUCUCGCAAGUAUCACCCUACCGCGAGUCACUUCUCACACGCAUGCAAGGGCGGGUCUGUGUGGGAGUACACCACCACACCAAUAACCCAAACAACAACAACAACAAUGUCAAUAUGAAUAAUAAUAAUAAUGUUAAUAAUAGUAGUGUUUAUACUAAUACUAAUAUUAAUAACAAUAGUGAUAAUAAUAAUAAUAAUAAUAAUAAUAAUAUUAAUAACAAUAAUGAAAGAGUUGGCGGUAGUGAUCCCUUCCUUGCGACCCAUACUCAUUUCCCAUUUUUAUGUAGAUAUGCGUCGACGAGGCCUUCGUUUUCAGCACUCGUGCCGCCCCCAACGACCCGCUCUCAUCAUUUCUGUUCCGCCCACUGCUCGUUAACACAACCGCGGCGUCCCUUUUGGAUGGAUGUGGAUUGGCCGGCAGCAACAACAACAGCAGCAGGUGGAGGAGGAGGUGGUGGUGGGGUCCAUCCCUGCACGUGGAGAAGUGACGGCGACUCGCACCUAGCCGCCUGGCGUCGUCAACACCAACAACAGCAACGACGACAAUCUCAACAGCAACAGCAACGACGACAAUCUCAACAGCAACACCAACGACGACAGCAACGACAAUCUCAACAACAACAGCAACGACAACAGUGGGGGCAGCGAAGAGAAGGGAGACAAGUACGGAACAAUGAUGGUUUACUGCGUUAUAACACCUAUUGGGUUCCCAUGGCACGUAAUCGAUAUGUGGAUCCCAACAUGAGUGAUUUGAAUGAGAACUCUGCAGUGAGGCCCAGACACACGCCUCUCUUCUCCGCACCCUCGCAGAGUGUUAGAAACUCUUUAUUGCCAAAUAGAACUACAGCCGUCCAUAAUCAUAUCACCUCCAGUCCGUUUUAUCAUCCUCCACUGCAUUAUUCCGCCUUUUGGCAACAGGAGCCAACAAUUCAUGAGGCCUCCCCAAGAUCAGCAACCCCAACCACAACAACAAGAGGACCACCAACAGUAACAACAAUACCAAGAGGAGAAAGAGAAAGAGUAUCAACAAGAGCAAUAACACCAACACCAGCAUCAAGAGUUUCUGCUCCCAUUACAACUUCUGUUUCUGAUGUUACAAUGGAUGAUUUAGUGGGUCAACAUUUAACACGGCGUUUGCGUCCGGGACAAGAGACUAAUUUUAGGGAAAUGUUUGAACGAACCUCACAUCAAUCAGAUCCCCAACAUCAUUACCACCAGCACCAACAACAACAUCAACAUCAAGAAGAACAAAACAAUCACCAUGAAGCCGAAGCUACAUCUCGAAUACAAACCCGACAGAGUACUGUUGGGAACAGAGUGCGCAGUCCGUUCUUUGAGGAAUGGAUGUCUAGACUCAGUCCCCAGUCAAGAAACUCCCACAUCAAUUCCCCACCCAUGAUAUACUUCCCUACACGUGGAUUGAGACAACCACAGCACGAAUCACAACAACAGAGAUCCCCACAUCCAUUUUUCAAUAGAAACAGAAGUGAAUUUAUGUUACCCAUACGAGCACUCUCUAUUUUUCAUUCCUCUUCCCCUUCUCCUUCCCCUCCUAGACGUUCAAACAUUUCGUCUAGGGGAGCUGGGUUUGAUCUGGAUGCGGUGCUUUCACCAGAUGUGGAUCGCAUGUCUUAUGAAGAGUUGUUGGAUUUGUCGGAGCGUAUUGGACGUGUGGAGCGUGGGGUCUCAAGGGAGCGAUUGCAGCAGCUGCAGAUGAUACUGCAGGCCUCUCACUUCAACUCAACAUCACCCUGCAAACAAACAGAAACAGUGGAGCCAAGGACAGAGAGGAUAAAUGAAGAGACGUUAAUGUGUUGUAUCUGCCUGGACUCCUUCUCUAUUGGGCAAAGAGCCACACAACUUCCAUGUUGUUGUCAUUUUCUUCAUAAUGGAUGUGCGGCUCGUUGGUUUGUGAGUCAUUUUCGUUGCCCAAUAUGUACUCGUGAUGUACGUAGUAGAGAGUAG
Trypanosoma theileri is the source of this 2190-nucleotide messenger RNA. Its product is annotated as Zinc finger (ISS). Bases 1 to 2190 code for a protein of 729 amino acids. Gene Ontology annotation, molecular function: ubiquitin-protein transferase activity. Lineage: Eukaryota; Euglenozoa; Kinetoplastea; Trypanosomatida; Trypanosomatidae. Gene Ontology annotation, biological process: protein ubiquitination; negative regulation of organ growth. The transcript has a single exon. The record is from RefSeq and is a predicted model, not a curated record.